Messenger RNA from Trypanosoma grayi, 1953 nucleotides. RefSeq lists its product as hypothetical. Bases 1 to 1953 code for a protein of 650 amino acids. Gene Ontology annotation, molecular function: lipid binding. The transcript has a single exon. Lineage: Eukaryota; Euglenozoa; Kinetoplastea; Trypanosomatida; Trypanosomatidae. The record is from RefSeq and is a predicted model, not a curated record. Gene Ontology annotation, cellular component: endoplasmic reticulum.
AUGCUGGACGAACUUAUCUUCUUUUUUUACGGCUGGAUUCUCGGCGCCGUGGCGGUGCCGGUGUUCUACCUUUACGGAUCUGACAACCUCGCGCGCAUCGCGUCGAUCUGCAACUCGGUGCUGCUCUACCUGUACAAGAAAUUGACCGGCCGCGAUAUUGUCCCCAUCACAUUCUCCCGAGCGAGUUACCGCAACAGCAUCAUUGGCGACGUGUCAGUGAGCACCGUGGAUUUCUUCGAGCGGGAGCAUCCGCAGCAGCAGCAGCAGCCUGGUGGGUCUGGCGUCUCACCGGUGCGGCUCACCUCUGUGUGCCAGAUGGCGUGGUAUGGCGACAGUGAUGCGGCUUCCGUGGCGCAGGACAUCCGCUUGGUGCUGUUCGACAGCUUCCUGAUGGUGUAUGAGGUGGGGGCGUCGCAGAGCGUCGGCAGCCACGACCGCGUCAUCACGUUUGAGCGGCUGCGGGGGCGUGUGAAGACGGGGCGCGUUUCGGUGCGCACGAUGUUUAUUGAGUCGAGCAGCCGCCGAACAUCACACACGGGUGCGCUCCACGGGCACGUGCUGCUCAUCAGCGCCAACGAUGACGGCCCGCUGUUCGAAGACUCUGACGCAGGCGGGGGCGGCGAGGGGAAGAAGGCAGCGGUGCCCCUCUCGGGCAGCGGAAGCGGCAGUCGCAGCAACGGCAGCAGCAAGAAGAAAAGCGACAGGAACACCUCUGCGGGGUCCGUGGCGCCGUGCGAGAGCGAGGGCAGCUCGGUGACGCGGCACACAAUGGUGCUGAAGUUCUACCACGCGCGGGAGCAGGAGCGGUGGUUGAAUCUCCUCGAGGGCCCACGUGAGGCGGCGCACUGGCGCGCGUACCUGCAGACACUCACCACACCCGACGCCUUCAACCUCUUUCUCACGCGGCUCCUAUUCCAAAACCUCCGCACGACUGCCCUUGCGAACUUCAUCCGCAGCAAGAUACAGGCGAAGCUCCACAAGCUGAGCGUCACAAAAUUCCCGCGGGAGAUCGAGGGGGAGAUUAUCGUGAAGGACUUUGUCUUGGGCGAGGAGGUGCCCAUAUUCAGCAACGUGACCGCACCAACAGUGACAGAGAAGGGGGAAAUGGGCUUUGAAUUCGACUUGCUGUACCGUGGCGGGGCGAUCCUGAGCCUGCUGCUCAACCUCACCUACCGCGGUAUCCGUAUCCCACACGUCGUCAUCUCGGUGAAGAUAGUGCGUCUCGCCGCGCGUAUACACAUGAGCGUGGGGCCGCCGCCCAGCAAGACGUUUUGGCUCGGCGGCCUCGCUCCGCCCGACGUGCGGGUGGAGGUGCACCAGGGCAUCGAGUCCGGCAGAGGGCUGCUGCACCUCAUCCUCACCUCCCUGCCGGACCUCAGCAAUAUCGCAACAAACCUCAUCAAGCUCUACCUCAUCCAAGACAUGGUGCUGCCGGUGAUGGACGACUUCCCGCUGCCCAACGUGGAGAAAACGCCGCAGGGCUCCCCAUCCAAGGCGGGGAAAAAGUCAUGGAACACGCGGUUCGAUAGGCAAAACGCAGCAGCGCGUAGUCGCGUUAGUGGCGACGUACUGCGGGCCACUCAACCAUCGGCAGCAACAGGAGCAAGCCCUGUGGUAGCUGCAGCUGCUGAUGCAGCAACUCUAGCGGUGAACAGCAGUACCUAUAGCAACAGUCCCCAUCCAAGCCCAGCCUCACUCACAGUGGAAAGCAGCUUGAGAUGCUUGGACGAGUCCGGUACAUUGAGCAGCUCAAGGGUGACCGGAGAGAACCCAUCCUGUAGUGCAAACAAAUCUCCACGUGUUUCUUCCACAUUGCCGCCAAAUUCAGAGGAUGCACGGCGAUCCCAAAUAAAGGUAAAGGCCCGUGAGAUUAUGCGGCUUCCUGUCAGGUGUGCCUCUGGCCUGCCAGCCCAAGCGGGUGCUGAUCCGAAGGUGAAGACCAGGAAUAGUUGA